Molecule: messenger RNA, 1715 nt
Organism: Drosophila pseudoobscura
Lineage: Eukaryota; Metazoa; Arthropoda; Insecta; Diptera; Drosophilidae
Gene: Ugt303A1
Product: UDP-glycosyltransferase family 303 member A1
Exons: 2
Coding region: 75-1652 (525 amino acids)
Molecular function (GO): UDP-glycosyltransferase activity
Source: RefSeq, a predicted model, not a curated record
AUGAUUGAGGUGGUUCCGCUAUCAGAAAACAGUAUCAUUUUGAGCUGCGACAUGUGCGGUUUGCUUUGUGUAAGAUGGUGAGGCGCCUGGGCUUUGCUGGUCUGCUGGUCGUGGCUCUACUUGGCCAGCAGACCGCCCAGACUGCCAACAUUUUGGCGGUAUUUGCGUAUUCGUUUGGUUCCUCUUAUGUGCUAGUCAAACCCUAUCUACAGAACCUCGUCCAGCGGGGACACCAACUGACUGUGAUAUCGGCGCCAGUCUCUUACAUGGGCGACAUCGAAGGGGUUCAGCAUAUACGCGUGGAGAGCCUGAAAAAGCUGAGUAAAGACCUCGAGGAGUACGACUAUGAGACGGAAAUGACCAGCAAAUGGGCAGAGGCUUCGUUCGUCGCUGAUUACUUCUACAACUGUUCCAAGCUGAUUCUCGAGGAGCCUGGCGUGCGCUCCCUGCUCCAGAAUGCCAGUGCCCAGUUCUCGAUGGUUAUCCUGGAGGCAGCCCAUACAGAUGCCCUUUAUGGCUUUGCCAAGCACUACAAUGCCUCUCUGGUGGGCAUUUCAGCCUUUGGUGGGGCCUGGAACAUUGACUUCCUAGCCGGCAAUUCGGCGCCGAGUGUCUAUGAGCCCAUGUCCGCUCUGGGCUUCUCCCGCGGCCUCAGUCUCGUUGAGAAAAUGAAAAAUCUGAUAUUUAUCAGCGAGGAGCGUCUGGUGGAGAGAUUUAUCUAUCUACCGGGUCAGAUUGAGCUCUACAAGCGAUACUUCUCUUUUGAGGCGAGCAGUCUUCACGAGAUUCGCAAGAAAUUUUCCCUGAUCUUGCUCAAUCAGCAUUUCAGUCUCGGUCGAGUGCGAUCGAAUGUACCCAACCUGGUGGAGGUCGGCGGCAUGCAUCUCAGCCAGAAACCCGAGCCUUUGAGUGCAGAGCUUCAGGUUUUUCUGGAUGAGGCCGUGCAUGGUGCGAUAUACUUCUCAAUGAACUCGGACAUGCUGGAUAAAUGGUUGCCGCCGAACAUGCAAAAGACGAUGCUGAACGCCUUUGCUCGGCUCAAGCAGCGCGUUGUCUGGAGAACCACUUUUCAGACACCGAAUGAAUCGAAUAACUUGUACGUGAGACCGUGGCAUCCACAGCGAGAGAUCCUCAACCAUCCGAAUGUGAAGCUUUACAUCACUCAGGUGGGACUUUUGUCCAUCAUUGAGGCGUCCUAUUAUGCUGUGCCCAUGCUCUGCAUUCCCGCCUAUUUCGAUCAGUUCAAGAAUGCCGAUCGAUUGGAACGUUUGGGCAUGGCCAAGACUCUUGAUAUUUAUGCUCUGGACCUUGAGGAGGUCGUCGAAACGAUUCACGAGCUUCUCAACAAUGACAGCUAUGCGAAAAACGCCAAAAAGCUGUCCAUGCGUUUCACCGAUCAGCCCAUGACUCCGAUGGAGACGGCCAUUUGGUGGACCGAGUACGUGCUGCGGCACAACGGUGCCGAUCAUAUGCGAAUCGUUGAACAGGACAUGUCCCUGAUGCAGUACUACAGCGUGGACAUAUUCUCGGUGCUCUUCGGUCGCAUUGGACUCACGGCCUUGAUAGUGAUCUUCUUGGGCUACACUGUGGUCACUAUAGCUUUGAGGACCACCCAGUAUCAUCUCAGACUGAGUAUACCUGUGGUAACCUAAGGUCACAUCCCCAUUUCUUUGUUGCGUAUCAUUUCUGACCCUUUCUGAUUGUUGCAGUCGGUU